CCAGCGGCAGCCAUGGAGUUUUUCGAUGGGGCCAGCUACAACCUCUCCUCCCCUGUGGCUAUGGCCAGGAUGGGUCUGGGAGGAGGACCGCGUAUGCUGGGCUGGAACGUCCCUACGGAAGAGCUCGUCCACAUUCCCCAGCAUUGGCUCAAGUACCAGGCUCCGGAAGCUAUGCAACACUACAUGCUCGGCUUCAUCUAUGUCUUCUUCAUGAUCAUAGCUCUCGUCGGAAAUGGACUGGUCAUCUGGAUUUUCUGCGGUGCACGAAAUCUUCGUACUCCCUCCAACAUGUUUGUCAUCAACUUAGCGCUCUGCGACUUCAUGAUGAUGCUCAAGACUCCCAUCUUCAUCUACAACUCCUUCAACCUCGGGUUCGCCCUCGGCCAGACAGGUUGUCAGGUAUUUGCCAUCAUGGGAUCACUGUCGGGGAUCGGAGCUGCUGCUACAAACGCUGCCAUCGCCUAUGACCGAUACAGUACGAUUGCACGACCUUUGGAUGGCAAGAUGUCUCGAGGGAAGGCAUUCAUGUUCAUCCUCUGUAUCUGGAUGUACGUUACUCCAUGGGUGUUCCUACCAGCCUCACAAACAUGGGGACGAUACGCUCCUGAGGGAUACUUGACAGCUUGCUCAUUUGACUACCUCACCAACACAGACGAGAACAGGUUCUUUGUACUGGUUCUGUUCUGCAUCUGCUACGUCUUGCCGAUGAGCUUGAUUGUCUUCUUCUACUCACAGAUUGUCAGCCAUGUUGUCAACCAUGAGAAGGCCCUGCGAGAACAGGCAAAGAAGAUGAAUGUUGAAUCGCUAAGGAGUAACCAACAGCAACAAAGUCAGUCUGCGGAGAUCCGAAUUGCCAAGGCUGCGAUCACAAUCUGCUUCCUUUUUGUUGCCUCCUGGACACCAUAUGCUGUGCUCGCGCUCAUCGGAGCGUUUGGGGACCAAUCCCUGCUGACACCAGGAGUUACGAUGAUUCCCGCUCUAACCUGCAAGGCAGUUGCAUGUAUCGACCCGUACGUCUAUGCCAUCAGCCACCCUAGAUACAGGAUUGAGUUGGCUAAACGACUUCCGUUCUUGGCUAUAAACGAACACGCUCCGAGUGAAACAGUGUCUACUACCACAGAGACCACUGCUGCCAACACACCAGCUGAGUAAAAUCUUUUUGGUUGGCAGAACUGCAUCUGCUUGCUGGACCAUUAUUCUGGAUUUUCUUUCGAUGCAUAAAUUCUAUUUAGUCCCAUUUAAAAAUUAGUUGUUUUCAAUAAAUCAUAAGACUGUUGAAUAUUUUACUUAACCAUUGUUAGUAAUCGCUAGUCAUUUGAAAUAGAAGUUAAACUUACUAGAGCUCUACAUCUAGUUACCUUUGUGUUGAUGUUAAAUUUUAUUCAAAUUUUAAAUCUUGUGAUUUGAAAGCAGAAAACAAGUAACAUAAUUAAUUGUAAUUAAUCUGCUUGAUAGCAGUAGUUACAAUAAUUGAUGAUAUAACUACAAAAUUAUCCUUCCAAUUGUACUCAUGAAAAAGUAAACAAAAUUUAACGGUUUUUCUUAUAUUUUUUUAUAUUUGGUUGUAUAAAGAGCCAUAGGCUAUGAUAACAAUUUACCGCAAAAAAUGUACUACUGGUACUAAAAAGUAUCUAGCAAAAUAAUAUCUUCUACUCAUAUUUUGUAUGAAAUUAUGCAUGUUUCAUGGCUAAGAUUUGGACACAGAACAUUUCACAUUUACUUUAUUUUGCAUGUAAAAUAUAUUUUUUCUUAUGUUUUAUAUUGCACAGCAACGUAAUUAUGAGGACUAUGUUUGAUAAUUAUUUCGUAGUUAUGUUUAGUUAAGGUAUGAAUUACUUAUCAAGCUUUGUAUCUUUAUAUUAUUGUGUAUGUUUUGUUUAAUUUAGCAUAUAUUUUGGUAUUUAAAAUUUAGUUUGUAAAUUAAUCUUUUUAUGAAAAUAAAGAACUUUAUUGUCUUG
This is a messenger RNA of Macrosteles quadrilineatus (aster leafhopper), 1958 nucleotides long. Its product is annotated as opsin, ultraviolet-sensitive-like. The coding region runs from base 13 to 1152 and encodes 379 amino acids. Gene Ontology annotation, molecular function: G protein-coupled receptor activity. Gene Ontology annotation, cellular component: membrane. Gene Ontology annotation, biological process: G protein-coupled receptor signaling pathway; visual perception. The record is from RefSeq and is a predicted model, not a curated record. The transcript is spliced from 8 exons. NCBI's taxonomy places the organism in Eukaryota, Metazoa, Arthropoda, Insecta, Hemiptera, Cicadellidae.